CGCAGUGAUACCGGCGUCGUCUGCCUCAGCUUUCCUCUCCCUGUCACAGACCCUCGCCAUUAUCCGCUUCCAUCCUCGAAUCCCGCAGUCUUCUUGGUAUCCUUCAUCCUCCCAAACCUUGCCCGAACAACCCCGAGACCGUGUCGCCCCACAUCCCAGACCAGCCCCCCCACCACCACCACCACCACCACAAUACCACACCACCACCACCACCACACCACCACCACCACCACCAGCCUGCCAGCCCAGCCCAGCCCCGUCAAGCCCACACACCCUGCCCAAACAUUAGUGCCCAGCGCCCGCCACCCCCACCACUCCACUCCACUCCACCACUCCACCACCUCCACCACCACCCCUCGGUAUGGCUGCGUUAGAUGUCAAGAAUGAAGGCCCCGCAGCCUCUCUCUCCAUGAGGCUCCUCAUGCAGGGCAAGGAAGUGGGCAGCAUCAUUGGAAAGAAAGGAGAGAUAGUCAAGAGAUUUAGAGAAGAGUCUGGUGCCAAGAUUAACAUUAGUGAUGGUUCGUGUCCAGAGCGUAUCGUCACCGUUACUGGCAGUACUGAUAGCAUCUUCACUGCCUUCAAGCUCAUCUGUGCCAAAUUUGAGGAGUUCCUGGGUCAGAUGUACCAAAACAACGGGAGUGGAGGAGGAGGUCAGCAACGCCCACCCAUCACCCUUCGCCUGAUUGUGCCCGCCUCGCAGUGUGGUUCUCUCAUCGGUAAGGCCGGCUCCAAGAUAAAGGAGAUCCGAGAGGUGACUGGCGCUUCAAUCCAGGUGGCAUCUGAGAUGCUGCCAAACUCAACUGAGAGAGCAGUAACUGUUUCCGGAACCUCUGAAGCCAUCACUCAGUGCAUCUACAACAUCUGCUGCGUCAUGUUGGAGUCCCCUCCCAAGGGCGCCACCAUUCCCUACCGCCCCAAGCCUCAGGUGGCCGGGGGCCCCGUCAUCCUCGCCGGGGGACAGGCUUACACCAUCCAGGGCAACUACGCCGUCCCCUCCGCCCCGGACGUGAGUACAGUUCCCUUUGUUCCCCCCCCGCCGCCGCCGCCUCUAGGGGGCCCCCCGUUCAUGGCCGCCGCCCCCCUCAGUCCCCUCCUGCCCCCAUGCCCCGUCUCCACCACCACCGCCGCCGCCCCCUCCCCCGGCCCCACCACGCAGCACCACAUCAUCGCCCCGGCGCCGGCACAGUGCCACACACACCACCUGCAGCUCACCAGCCCCGGACACCCCCCAGGGCACCCCCAGGGCCACCCCCCGGGGCACCCGCCUGAUCACAUGAAGAACGGACACAUAGGGCUUGUGCCCCCACCGCACCUCCACCACCACAUGCCCGAUAUGAGCAAACUUGGCAACAACUCACCCCUGGCUGGUCUGCUGGGUCUGGGAACACUGGCUGGCGCUAACCCUGGCGGCGGCGUCAACCCCCAUGCUGGCAACACUGCUGAUGCCUUGGCAGCUCUAGCAGGUUCUCAGCUGCGCACACCUGCAGGAUCUGGCCCCGGGACGCAAACCCACGAGAUGACAGUCCCCAAUGAACUCAUCGGCUGCAUCAUCGGCAAGGGAGGCACCAAGAUCGCUGAAAUCAGACAAAUCACUGGUGCCAUGAUCACCAUUAGCAAGUACGAUGAUGGAUCAGAGGAGGCCAGCAAGCAGGACCGCACCAUUAGCAUCAAGGGGAACGCCGACCAGGUGGCUCUGGCUCAGUACCUCAUUAACACCAGCAUGGAACUGCACAAGGCGCAGCUUGAAGUAAGUAAGGGCGGGUCAGGUUCGGGUACGUCGGGCGGCCUGAGCCCCAGUGCCAUCCCGCUGGCCCAGCUGCUCAAGAACCCACAAGCCCUGAACGCCUUGUCCUCCCUCACCGGCCUGCAGGGCCUCACCUCCCUCACCUCCCUGCUCGCCCCCGAGUCCUCCCAGGGCCUGGCUGGGCUGGCAGCGGCCGGCCGCCACGGCAAGGCCUACCAGCCCAAGCUGCGCGCCGCGGCCUCGGUGCAGCAGCCCACUAACGGCUCCCCCAAGGAGAACAAACGCAGCAAGUUCGCUCCCUACUAGACCCCAUCCUCCCCCCGCGCCACCACCACCACCACAACCACCACCACCACCACCACCACAACCACCACCAUCCCGCAGCUCCUUGGGGCCUCCCACCCACCGCCCGCCCCGGCCCUGUUCACCCCUGGGGCAAUAUCCAGGCAGGGCCGGGGCACCACCACCACUACCACCACCACCCCUGCACCUCAGAUCUGAGUAGAAGUACCGUAGCCGCUGCCCCCGGGGCCGGGCGGCCUCCCAGGGCCAGGCCCCGCCCCGGGGCCCAGCGGCUGCCGAGACAGGUGUAGUCAGUCCGGUCUGCUGCUGCUGCCUGUUGUCCCGCCCGCGGCCCAGCUCACCCACCACCUCUCAACCAAACAUAUCACUUAGGACAAUUGAUUCUUUGUUCCACUUGGUUUUUUAUAGACAUGAAGCAAAAAGUGAACAAUUGAUGACCCUUGUGACAAGUUUCUUAAUGCUCUGAGUCUGGUAGUCCGCCAUGCUCCUUGUCAGCCGGCGGCCCAUCUGGCGACAGGCUCGGCCCGCGCCGCUCUCCUCCACGCACCUCACCUCAAACAUGCGAAAUUUGUGUCAGGAAUAUUCAUUCGGCCCGCCUGAGUCAGUAGUGAUGAGUCAGUGAGUCAGCAGCAGUGAGCCAGUGCCACGCUGUGUCGCUGAGCCGCCCCCGCCGUGCGUGUCGCCAGAUCGGCGCCGCGUUGCCGUAGCGUUGCCAUGCCGGGCGUCUGUGGCGUAGUGCCCGGCGUAGUCAUAGUAGGAUAUGGCAUUAUUACAUAUUUAAUGUGUAACUCUUGAGAAAGUUCGUGUGGGUACAAAACUCCUUAACUUUAUUCCCUUUUUUCAUCCUUAAUAUAUGGAAUGUACAGUUUUGCAAUAAGUUUCUGUCUCUCUACAUCAUAAUAAUGAUAAAAAAAUAUAAUAAUAAUAAUAAUAACAAUAAUAAUAAUAAUUAAUAAUAAUGAUAAUGGUGUUCAGUCGUGAGCUCAAUAUGUGAAUGUUUCUUCCAAUAGAUAUUAAACAAUGUGUAAAACUUUGAGGAAGA
Messenger RNA from Portunus trituberculatus (swimming crab), 3089 nucleotides. RefSeq names its product poly(rC)-binding protein 3-like (gene mub). The transcript has 10 exons. The record is from RefSeq and is a predicted model, not a curated record. Bases 362 to 2050 code for a protein of 562 amino acids. Gene Ontology annotation, molecular function: mRNA binding. NCBI's taxonomy places the organism in Eukaryota, Metazoa, Arthropoda, Malacostraca, Decapoda, Portunidae. Gene Ontology annotation, cellular component: nucleus; cytoplasm. Gene Ontology annotation, biological process: regulation of RNA metabolic process; regulation of gene expression.